AUGGUGACUUCGUGGAUCCUUAAUUCCCUGUCAAAAAAGAUAGCAGAUAGCAUUGAAUAUGUAAAUGAUGCCAUGGAGUUAUGGAUCGAGCUGGAAGACAGGUAUGAACAGACGAAUGGAGCCAGAUUAUACCAAAUACAAAAGGAAAUAAAUGAUACAUCUCAGGGAACUCUUGACAUUACCAGCUACUAUACCAAAUUGAAGAAGCUCUGGGAAGAGUUGAGCACCUUAAGCAAGAAAUCCCAAUGCACAUGUAACUGCACCUGUGGAGCAAAGGAAAAUAUUUACAAAGCUGAACAGGAUAGGCGAUUAAUACAAUUUCUCAUGGGGCUAAAUGAAACCUACACUGUGAUCCGAGGUAGCAUCCUCAUGAUAAACCCACUCCCUAAUCUUGCUCAAGCCUUUUCUCUCCUAAUACAAGAUGAGAAGCAAAGAGAAAUCAAACCACAUACUCAGUUGUUCGUUGAAUCAACCUCCAUGAAUGUUACCAAUUCCAGAUCUAGUGGCUAUAGAACCAACUAUUCACCUAAUAACAACAAUCAUGCUGGACAAGGAAGGGGGAGACCUAUGUGUGAUUACUGUAAGAAGCCAGGGCACACCAAGGACAAAUGUUUCAAACCACAUGGCUACCCUGAGAAUUUUGGAUACCUUCGCAAUCAAAAUUACAAUCCAAAUCAACAAUUCAACCAGAACCAGGGUUUUAAUCGCAACCAGAACUUUAAUAAAGGAAAGAGAAUAGUAGCCAAUGUGCAUGGAGAUCAUUCUUCCGAAAUGUUAUCCACCAAAGGAGAAGAACAAAGUGACUUGAACACAGACCAAAACAUCAGCCUGUCGAAGGAGCAUUACGGACAAAUUCUGAAUUUGCUUCAACACUUUCAAUCUGGUAAUGGAGGAGACAAUGCAACUGUCAACAAUUCUAUCAAUGGAGCUGUGAACUUUGCAGGCCCCUUCAAUGAAGAGGCCUCUGGAGAUUGGUAA
Messenger RNA from Nicotiana attenuata, 978 nucleotides. RefSeq lists its product as uncharacterized. The transcript has 2 exons. NCBI's taxonomy places the organism in Eukaryota, Viridiplantae, Streptophyta, Magnoliopsida, Solanales, Solanaceae. Bases 1 to 978 code for a protein of 325 amino acids. The record is from RefSeq and is a predicted model, not a curated record.